Molecule: messenger RNA, 3750 nt
Organism: Staurois parvus
Lineage: Eukaryota; Metazoa; Chordata; Amphibia; Anura; Ranidae
Source: the annotation of a GenBank genome assembly
AUGGGCUAUACUGGAAGAUCUGGACCUUUGGGUCCACCAGGAAGUCCUGGACUAAAGGGGGAGUCUGGAGAUAUUGGUCCUCAGGGGUCAAGAGGACCUCAGGGCUUGUCCGGACCUCCAGGAAAAGCAGGAAGACGAGGUCGCUCUGGUGCUGAUGGGGCUCGUGGUCUGCCUGGUGAAUUUGGCAGCAAGGGUGAGAGGGGUUUUGAUGGACUGCCCGGAUUGCCGGGGGAGAAAGGUAACCGGGGAGAUUCUGGAACUCAGGGUCCUAUGGGUCCACCAGGAGAAGACGGAGAGAGGGGAGGCGAUGGAGACGUCGGACCUCGUGGACUCCCCGGUGAACCAGGAGUCCGGGGGUUACUUGGACCUAAAGGCCCACCUGGUGUCCCAGGCCCAAAUGGAGUAAGAGGUAUGGAUGGGCAGGUGGGACCAAAGGGAAAUCUGGGCCCACAAGGUGAGCCAGGCCCCCCUGGACAGCAAGGAGCCCCAGGAACACAGGGUCUUUCUGGGCCACAGGGUCCAGUGGGUCCUCCAGGAGAGCAGGGCCCAAGCGGCAAGCCUGGCCUUCCUGGAAUUCCAGGUUCCGAUGGACCUCCUGGUCAUCCUGGCAAAGAGGGUUAUUCAGGCACUAAGGGAAACCAGGGUCCACUUGGUCCACAAGGUACUAUUGGCUAUCCUGGGCCUCGAGGUGUGAAGGGAAUUGAUGGAAUCAGGGGCCUUAAAGGACACAAAGGAGAGAAGGGUGAAGAGGGUUUCCCUGGAUUCAAAGGUGACAUGGGUGUAAAGGGUGAUAAGGGUGAGGGUGGAGUUCCAGGCUCAAGAGGCGAGGAUGGCUCUGAGGGUCCUAAGGGAAGAUCGGGCCCCCAUGGUGACCCAGGUCCCCUUGGAUUGUUGGGUGAGAAGGGCAAGCUGGGUGUUCCAGGUCUGCCAGGCUACCCAGGACGUCAAGGGACGAAGGGAUCUCUCGGCUUCCCAGGAUUCCCAGGGGCCAACGGAGAGAAGGGAGCACGGGGUUUGUCUGGAAAACCAGGUCCAAGAGGAGAGAGGGGCCCUUCGGGACCCAGGGGACAGAGAGGACCAAGAGGAGCCACAGGAAAAUCUGGACCAAAGGGUACAUCUGGUGGUGAUGGUCCAUCAGGGCCACCCGGAGAGAGAGGUCUUCCUGGACCACAAGGUUCUAAUGGGUUCCCAGGACCAAAAGGACCUCCCGGUCCUCCUGGUAAAGAUGGAAUCCCUGGACAUCCUGGACAGAGAGGAGAAGUGGGUUUCCAAGGUAAAAUUGGAACCACUGGACCUCCAGGCGUUGUGGGACCUCAGGGUUCUGCAGGAGAAUCUGGUCCUAUGGGAGAGAGAGGACAUCCUGGCCCACCUGGACCUCCAGGAGAGCAAGGAUUGGCAGGCCCGUCUGGAAAAGAAGGUACCAAGGGAGACCCUGGAACUGUUGGUGUUCUUGGUAAAGAUGGACCUGCUGGUUUAAGAGGUUUCCCCGGAGAAAGAGGCCUGCCUGGUACACCAGGCGGUCCAGGUCUGAAGGGUAACGAAGGUCCAGCAGGUCCACCUGGCCCUGCAGGAUCUCCAGGAGAAAGAGGUGGACCAGGCCAAGGUGGACCAAUUGGGCCUCCUGGACGACCAGGCCCUCAGGGACCAGCAGGUGCUUCCGGAGAAAAGGGUGUACCAGGAGAGAAAGGACCAAUUGGGCCUGCUGGGAGAGAUGGUUUGCAAGGGCCCGUGGGUCUUCCUGGACCGGCUGGGCCUCCUGGAGUCUCUGGAGAAGAUGGUGACAAGGGUGAAGUUGGAGAACAUGGUCAGAAAGGAGCCAAGGGUAACAAGGGAGAACAUGGUCCUCCAGGUCCUCCUGGUCCUAUUGGCCCUGUGGGACAGCCAGGUACUCCGGGUUCUGAUGGAGAGCCUGGUCCCCGUGGGCAGCAGGGAAUAUUUGGAGCAAAAGGAGAUGAAGGUACUCGUGGAUUCCCAGGAUCUCCUGGACCUAUUGGAUUGCAGGGAUUACCAGGACCAGCUGGAGAGAAGGGAGAGACUGGAGAUGUUGGACCUAUGGGCCCACCCGGACCACCUGGACCACGUGGACCUGCUGGCCCAUCUGGAGCUGAUGGUCCACAAGGUCCUCCUGGUGGAAUUGGAAACUUGGGACCUCAAGGAGAGAAGGGUGAACCUGGUGAGACAGGUGUUCCUGGUAUCCAAGGAGAACCUGGACCUAAGGGACCACGUGGAGACAGAGGUGAAAAGGGAGAGUCUGGUCAACCUGGUGACCCUGGACCCCCAGGUGGAAAAGGACCUGUUGGUGACGAUGGACCUAAAGGAAAUCCAGGUCCUGUAGGUUUCCCUGGAGAUCCCGGACCCCCUGGAGAGAUGGGACCUAGAGGACAAGAUGGUGCAAAGGGUGAAAGAGGAGAAGAUGGAGAACAAGGAGAGGCGGGAUCUCCUGGUCCAACUGGUGAGAAUGGACCCCCUGGACCUCCCGGCAAGAGAGGUCCUGCUGGUCCACCUGGCCCUGAAGGACGUGGAGGGGAAAAAGGAGCUAAGGGAGAGGCUGGAGCUUUGGGACCUCAAGGAAAGACAGGUGCUGUUGGACCUCAGGGACCUGCAGGAAAACAAGGUCCCGAAGGACUGAGAGGCUUGCCUGGUGCUGUGGGUGAACAAGGUCGUCCCGGUGCAACAGGUCAAGCCGGACCUCCAGGUCCAGUGGGACCUCCUGGGUUGCCAGGCUUGAAGGGAGAUACUGGAGCUAAAGGAGAGAAGGGUCACCCAGGACUUAUUGGUCUUAUUGGUCCAACUGGAGAGCAAGGAGAGAAAGGAGACAGAGGCCUUCCAGGACCACAUGGGACAACAGGACAGAAAGGAGAGCCUGGUAUUUCUGGUGUCACUGGUCCUAUCGGUCCAGGUGGAUCUGCUGGCCCCCCUGGUCCUCUAGGUCCUAAGGGAGCUAAAGGAGCCACGGGACAAGCUGGACCCAAGGGACAGAAGGGAAUACAAGGUCCUCCAGGUCCUCCGUUCAUGCAUCCUCAACAGGGCCCACCAGGGGAGGCCAUCCAGCCACUGCCUUUCCAGAUGCCCAAGAAGAAUAAACGUUCCAUUGAUGCCAGUCAGAUCAUGGCAGAAGAGUCGGCUGUAGAGUAUACUGAUGGCAUGGAGGAAAUCUAUGGAUCUCUUAAUGCUAUAAAGAAAGACAUUGAGUUAUUCAGAGCACCAAAGGGUACAAAGGAACACCCGGCUCGGACAUGCCAGGACCUUCAAUUGUCCCAUCCAGAUCUUCCAGAUGGUGAAUACUGGAUUGAUCCUAACAAGGGCUGUGCACGAGACUCCUUCAAAGUCUUCUGUAACUUCACUGCGGGGGCAGAGUCUUGCAUCUUACCCAGCAAGCGCAUUGAGAAGUUCUCUUUUGUGGACUUAGAUGAUAAUCCCAUUGGUGUUGUCCAACUGACCUUCCUUCGCCUCCUAAGUGUGGGUGCUCGCCAGAACUUCACAUAUCACUGCCAUCGCUCUGCUGCCUGGCACCUAGCCUCAGGCGACACCUAUCAAAAGGCAUUGCACUUCAUGGGCUCCAAUGAUGAGGAUCUCUCCUUCCACACAAGUCCAUACAUCAAGGCCCUCAGAGAUGGCUGUGCGGUGAGUAAAGGGGAACAUAGGAUCUAUGUACAGAAAACAGCAUUGGUUUUAUUUAUAGAUCCAAGGGUAUCAAUGGGGCACAACCUUCUUGAAGUGUUGACUAUGAGCGUUGGUGCAGAGGGUUAG